Molecule: messenger RNA, 1071 nt
Organism: Penicillium taxi
Lineage: Eukaryota; Fungi; Ascomycota; Eurotiomycetes; Eurotiales; Aspergillaceae
Exons: 4
Coding region: 1-1071 (356 amino acids)
Molecular function (GO): metallopeptidase activity
Source: RefSeq, a predicted model, not a curated record
AUGGCCGGCAUGUUACUGAGUUUACUAGCUGCUGCUACCGACAUUGAAACAUCCCAGACAUAUAAAGUCCUGACAGAUGCCGACAACAUGGGUGGCAGUUGCACGUCCCGACUAGCCCAAGUGAACAAACUCAUCGCAGAAGUCCAGCAGCUGAUACAAGCCGCUACUGACUCUAUCGAUACUAUUUUGAAGUUUAGUACUUCUAGUAUAGUAAGCUCAAGCAAGAAAAACGAAAGACUGCGCCUUCUUCUCCUUGCACAGCGGUUCUUCGGCACUAAGUACAGCUCGGUUACUUUGCAAGUCUCCGACAAGACCUCACAGACCAAUCUCAAAACUCUCAGAGAAAACUUCAAUAAAGUCAGCAAGCAGAUAGAUAAGCAAGACAUGGGAUGGCGAUUUUCCUGUGACGACACUUGGACUAAGAAGGUCGAAACAUUACAAACGGAGUAUGGCUCAUAUCCAAGAGGCGAGCGUAUCAGCGCAGUCGCUGGACUGAAUGGCAAGAUCGGCACCACAACCAUCACCUAUGCAUUUUUCGACCUUGGAGGUCCGACGAUGAGACCUAUCGAUGACUGUAUGGAUGAGAAUGAGAAAGUCGAGGCUCAAAUAUCCUGGUAUAUCAAUAGAAAUAGAGGCUGGUUUGAGGCAGGACCAUGCACAGGAAUUCAAAAAGCCGGCGAAGCUCUUUCGGUUCCUUACGCAGCCACACUCAGCCAACAAAAACUCAUCUAUUUCUGCCCUAAGUUGUGGGAGGAUGUGGGAUCAUCACUCAAGGAAGACCUCACAACACUGAAAGGUGCAACAAUUUCUACCGCCGAUGAUAACCUGCAGCACCUGGAUCUGUAUAUGAGUCCCGGAGCAACUCUACUCCAUGAGAUGACACAUCAGGUUUUUGAUUCAGUGGACGACGCUCUCGGCUAUAACUUCAAGAACGUUGAGAAAGGAGAGAACCAUCCACUGUUGGCACUCGAGAACGCAGACAGUUACAACUUCUUUGCCGUGGCUGCGUAUCUUUCUCAGGUUGAAUGGCAUACUGGCGUUGCACGACCGAUCGGGUACAAGUCGAAGUGA